This is a messenger RNA of Elaeis guineensis (African oil palm), 1095 nucleotides long. RefSeq lists its product as uncharacterized. Lineage: Eukaryota; Viridiplantae; Streptophyta; Magnoliopsida; Arecales; Arecaceae. The record is from RefSeq and is a predicted model, not a curated record.
AUUCUACUUAAGAAGGAAGCUCUGAUUCUCCCCUGUUAUAUAAAUCAACAAGUGAGAGAAAAUCUCUCCUUUUCAGUGCUCGCACAGUACUCUUCCUUCUCCUUAGCAAGAUAAACUCCACAAAAGGGUCUCACAAUCAAAGGUGUAGGUGCCAGGAACUGAGAAUAGGAAGGGAACAGCUUGGAGAAAUGGGUGUGAGGGCCAUCCAGAGUCUCAUCUUCCUUCUGGGCCUCCUCUUCUGCUCUGGAACGCUUGUUAAAGAAUCAGUCGAUGGCCUAUCUUCAUCUCCAACAUCACUUCUUCAGACAGCUAAAAUAGACAAUGCAUCUCCAUCACAUAAAACUAUAGUUCCUAAGCUUGAACAGAAAUCCAAAAGAGUACUGCUAUUUGCCAAUACCAAGUUGGAAUCCUCAGAAACAAUGCCUCAAAUGGAUGUUGUAACUCCAACAACAACAGUUCCAGUUGUCAACCCUUUGACCCCGACCACAACAACUCCUACAUAUAAUCCAGUCCCAACAACACCAUCUAGUCCGACUACUCCAACGAUGACACCUAUUACAAACCCAUACACAACUCCAACAACAUCGUCUCCAUCAUCAUCAGGUCAAAGCUGGUGUAUUGCAAGCCAAACUGCUUCACAGACUGCAUUGCAGGUUGCUCUAGACUAUGCUUGUGGAUAUGGAGGGGCAGAUUGUUCACAAAUUCAACCAGGUGCAACCUGUUAUAAUCCUAAUACCGUUCGUGAUCAUGCAUCCUAUGCGUUCAAUGACUACUACCAGAAGAACCCAAUUCCAACUAGCUGUGAUUUUGGAGGGACUGCUAUGAUCACCAACACUGAUCCAAGUACUUCUACAUGUCACUAUGCAUCAACAAGCACGAGUUCAUCUGUCCUCAACACGACCAACCCAACUGGAUCAGAUGUGUUUGGAUCUGUGCCACCAUCUCCCAGUGGCACUACCUCCAUGUCAGCACGCUCGGCACUUUUCUUCACACUGGCAUGCCUCCUGAUGUCACCAAUCACUUUAAAUGUGUACAAGUAGACACUGGACCAGUGAGAACACACGUGAAGAUUAGUUUCAUGGCUAUUGUUUACUA